Phacochoerus africanus (Common warthog) is the source of this 3360-nucleotide messenger RNA. It is a transcript of the gene SCAMP5, whose product is annotated as secretory carrier membrane protein 5. The coding region runs from base 172 to 879 and encodes 235 amino acids. The transcript has 7 exons. Gene Ontology annotation, biological process: protein transport. Gene Ontology annotation, cellular component: recycling endosome membrane; trans-Golgi network membrane. Lineage: Eukaryota; Metazoa; Chordata; Mammalia; Artiodactyla; Suidae. The record is from RefSeq and is a predicted model, not a curated record.
GAGGCUCGCGCGCGCACGCACCCCGCCCCAGCCCUGGAGCGGCUCGCGGCCGGCUCCGCGCCGCAUCGCUGGGUUUAGCGCACAUAGCGCGGCGGCCUUUCGGCAGCCAAGCGGCAGCGGCGGUUUAGGGCAAAGAGCCGUGGAUAGGCUGCUGGGCCAGCUGGUACCAUCAUGGCGGAGAAAGUGAACAACUUCCCACCGUUGCCCAAAUUCAUCCCGCUCAAGCCAUGUUUCUACCAAGACUUUGAGGCAGAUAUCCCUCCCCAGCAUCUCAGCAUGACCAAGCGCCUCUACUACCUCUGGAUGUUGAAUAGCGUCACGCUGGCCGUGAACCUGGUGGGCUGUCUCGCGUGGCUGAUCGGAGGCGGGGGAGCCACCAACUUUGGCCUCGCCUUUCUCUGGCUCAUCCUCUUCACACCCUGCUCCUACGUCUGCUGGUUUCGGCCCAUUUACAAGGCCUUCAAGACUGACAGCUCCUUCAGCUUCAUGGCAUUCUUCUUCACCUUCAUGGCCCAGCUGGUCAUCAGCAUCAUCCAGGCUGUGGGCAUCCCAGGCUGGGGUGUCUGCGGCUGGAUUGCCACCAUCUCCUUCUUCGGAACGAAUGUUGGCUCAGCAGUGGUGAUGCUUAUUCCCACCGUCAUGUUCACAGUUAUGGCUGUCUUUUCCUUCAUUGCCCUCAGCAUGGUUCAUAAAUUCUACCGAGGCAGUGGGGGGAGUUUCAGCAAAGCUCAGGAGGAGUGGACCACGGGGGCGUGGAAGAACCCACACGUGCAGCAGGCAGCUCAGAAUGCAGCCAUGGGGGCGGCGCAGGGUGCCAUGAACCAGCCGCAGACUCAGUAUUCCACCACCCCCAACUACACGUACUCCAAUGAGAUGUGAACCAACUGAGCCUACUGGGAGCUGGCUAGGGGCCUGUGGGACAGGGGCUCAAGCCACACGGUCUGUUGUGGUGACCAAGCAGGGUUCCCCCUUCCCUUUUUCUCCUUCCUGACUUUGUACAAAGAAUCAGAGUUAUAUAUAUAUAUAUAUAUAUGUAUAUGUAUAUUCUCCCCCUCCCCCACCCCGCCGCCACACCCUUUGGAUUUUGCUCUCAGCACUCUGAGAGCUGUGGGCUGCACGUGGACCUGUCCCGUGCAGUGGUAGUUGUGUCUUUGUCCCCUUGUGAAUAGUGUGUAGUGGAGGUCUCUGUUGUUGUGGUGCUAGAUGUGUGUUUAGAACUAAACCAGCCCCCCAUCCUCCACCAGGCUGCCCCCUCUGACCUUCGCCCAUAGCAGAAAGCCUGGCCACUCCCAAGGGUUAUGAGCUGAAACUGUUUCCACUUUUGGUCUUACUGGGAAGCAACAAUAUUUAGCACUCAUGGGGCUGGUAGGUGGAAGGGUGGGGACCUGCAGGGGAUCUUCCCUUGCUCCUUCCUGUAUGGCUCUCCCCACCCUAACCUCCUUCCCCUGUUCUCCUUUCCUGCUGUCAGAUUCCUAAGGUCUCUUCUCCCACCCAGGUCUCUCUCUUCCCCAUGUAGCUUUUCUUUGUCUCUCCAAGGCUGAGUGUCCCAGUUGUAUCUGCUCCUGAGACUGAGACCAUUCCUAGAUCAAGGAAGCAGAUGGGAACUGAGUCUUAGCCCUGAUGUGGAAGGGCACAGAGCUGGAGGUAUAGAGCCCACUGCAGUACCUGACUCCCAGGGAAUGGAAAUGCAAGGCAGGAUCCUCUCUUCCCGGCCUUGCCUUCCCCUCCUCUUCCCAGAGCCCCGUUGAGCUCCUCUGCCUGUGUCCCUCCCCAUACUCUUGGCUGCUUUGGCCUGAUUCUCCUACCCUCUGCCUACUGUGUACUAGAUGGCAUCUGCCAUUCAUGAGGGCAGAUUCCACUGCCUUCCCUGAAGAGCUAAAUAGUGUCUAGGCAAUUUUCAGAUGUAAAAAUACUGCUGGAGUAGAGGGUAUAUAAAUAAUUACUGGUUCCUGGGUGAUGUCUGGUUGGCCCAAGGCCACUAGGCAGGUGCUAGGUGUCUCUAAAUGACCAGUGGUUUUCUGGAAGCAAUCGCUGUUCUGUUUGGGUUUGAUAGAAAGGACAGGCUCAGAGGGCUGGGCCGGGAGGGAAGAUUAGAGGAGAAGGCAGGCAGGGCCCUGUGGGAGGGGAUCAUGUGUCCCUUGACCCCAGCUUUCUCUUCGUCAUAGGGCAGUUCUGGGCAGUUGAGCUCAAGGCCCAGGAAGAAGCCAGGCCCAAUCCUAUAUGCAAGGACAAUGAUGGGAAUGGGAUUUCAGGUUAGGUGGGGUGGGAGGGGAGGCACUCUGGCUCUUGUUUUUCUUUUUUUUUUUUCUCUUUUUAAAAAUCAGAUCAAGAUCCCUUGCUCCCCUCUGCCUACUAGACUUGGUUCUUGGCCCUUCCUUCCCCUGUCAGAACUUCCUUUCCCUCCUAGGACAGUGAUUGCAGGCCUAUGGGGCUGUUCUGUUCCAGGCAUUGUGAGAAUAUUGGUGGUAGAGGCACUGGCUCUUUCAGAGACCUGGAGGGGAGUGGGAUCUCUUGCAAGGAGCAACUGCUCAUUUCUCACUCACUGCCCCCACCUCCUACCUGGGCUACUUGGCUUGAAAAACCAAACACUACCUGGCCACUUUGGGUGGCUCCAGCUUAGAACACAACACCUGGAUUUCCAGGUGCCAUCCUGAACUUUGAGCUCCAGAUACUUUGUUUUCUUAUACAGGGAGCCAAGGCCUCUGGGAAGUUCUCUUCCUAAUGGUCAGAGUGUGAUUGGCUCUUUACUCUCUACCACUCUCUCUCUGGAAAGCACAGCCCCAGGUACCUAAAAAGAGACCCUAGGUCUAGGUUCUUCCUCCCCUUUCUUCUUCCCUAGCCCAGACCUCUGGCUACCUUUAUCUCAGUCUCUUUGGUAGCUCCAAGAGUCCUGUGGUCCAGCUGUCAGCGCAGCAUCCUUGAAAUGUUGGAUGCUCCCUCCAAUCAAUUUCCUGUCCUACCUGCCUUUCCUCUUUCCUGGCUCAGACCUAUAUGGCCAUGAUCUGGUUCUGCCCUUGGGAAAACCUGCUACCUGUGGGCAGCCCAGCUUGUCCAGGUUCUGGGAUGCUGCAUCUCCUGGCAACUAUGCACUUUCCUGGGGAGGGAACCAAUAUGAGAAGUGGAGCUGGGCACAGAUUCAUCUCUGUUGGAUGGCCUGGCAUGAGGGUGGAGGAAGGCCCCGAGAAUCCUCAGAUCUGUGGCCAGCCAGUGACCUGCUUUUGCAUUUUGCUGGUGCCCAUUGCCCUUCUUUGUUUCUGGGAGACACAGACCAUUCUCCCUCUGGCAGUUGAUCUGCUGAGCCAAUGUAUCUGUCUGUGAUAACUGAGUGAACCAUAAUAAAGGGGAACAUUUGGCCCUCUG